Miscanthus lutarioriparius is the source of this 1260-nucleotide messenger RNA. The record is from the annotation of a GenBank genome assembly. Lineage: Eukaryota; Viridiplantae; Streptophyta; Magnoliopsida; Poales; Poaceae.
AUGGAGCCUCUACCCUUUGAAGAAUCUAAGAAGCUAUUUUAUAAGAGAGUAUUCAAGUCGGACACAUGUCCUCCACAAUAUCAAGAUUUGGAGGUAAUCUCUGACGGCAUAUUGAAAAAAUACAGUGGUUUGCCACUAGCCAUAGUUUGCAUUGGAGGAAUGCUAGCUCGAACGAAAAAUAAGACAAGAUCAGAGUGGGAAAAGUUGUGUGAUAGAUUGGGUUCAGGGUUAGAAAUAAAUCCAACUAUAGGAGGAAUGAGAAGGAUACUCUCUCUUGGCUACCAUGAUUUGCCCUACUAUUUGAAGGCCUGCUUCUUGUAUCUUAGUGUAUUCCCUGAAGACUACGAGAUCAAGAGAGGACCCCUGGUUAGACGAUGGGCAGCUGAAGGUUUCAUCAGUGGAAUGCACGAAUCAAAUCUAGAGGAGGUUGCAGCAAAGUGUCUCGAUGAAUUCGUGAGUCGAAGCAUUGUUACACCAACCCGCAUUGCUAGCACUGGCUUGGCUUGGUCAGGUGCUGUAAGCAAGAAACCAAUGCCCAUCACCUUUGCUCACUUAAAACUGUUAAGGGUUUUAGACCUUGAAGGUUGUCAGUGGCUUGCUGAAGAUUUAAAGGAAAUAUGUAAACUGACUCUGCUAAGGUAUCUAAGCCUUAGAAGAACAAAUGUAGGGCUGCCCAAGCUAGUUGGAAGACUGAAGGAGCUGAAGUCCAUCCGGCACCUGUCUAUCAUCCACUGGCGCAACAGGGAUAUCGGACUUGAAGUCUUCCUGGAGUUAACAUCACCCCCCAUCUUCCUUGAAACAUUGUACUUGUGGGGAAGACUAAGUGUCCUGCCUCUAUGGAUUUCAUCCCUUAGCUACUUAAUUGAACUAUGCCUUCGAGAGAAUUUUCUUGAUGGGGAAUUGCUGGGCCAACUGGAGAAGCUUCCAAGUCUUGUAUCUCUCAAACUCUACCACGAAUCAUUCAUGGGAACACACCUCUGCUUUGAGAAAAAAAAACUAUUUCCCAGUCUCAAGAAGCUGAUUAUAGACAAUGCACCAAACCUUGAUGAGCUCAGAUUUGACGGAGGUGCCCCUAAUCUUGAGAGCCUCACGCUGGCUUUUGAGAGAGAGCCUGCAAAUGGUAUUUUUGGCAUUGAAAACCUCCCAAAACUCAUGGAGGUUGAGUUCUUCGGUGAAACUAUUUUUGAUUCCCUAGUGCAGGGAAUGACAGCUGAGGCCAAGAUACAUCCAAACAGACCAAGAGUUUAUAGAGAAGAUUGA